Dioscorea cayenensis subsp. rotundata (Guinea yam) is the source of this 1203-nucleotide messenger RNA. RefSeq names its product sulfite exporter TauE/SafE family protein 5-like. Gene Ontology annotation, cellular component: membrane; Cul4A-RING E3 ubiquitin ligase complex. The transcript has 3 exons. The record is from RefSeq and is a predicted model, not a curated record. NCBI's taxonomy places the organism in Eukaryota, Viridiplantae, Streptophyta, Magnoliopsida, Dioscoreales, Dioscoreaceae. Gene Ontology annotation, biological process: protein ubiquitination. Bases 1 to 1125 code for a protein of 374 amino acids.
AUGUCACAGCCAUUUGGCCACCUUAGCCUGGAGGAGAUCCUCAACCAUGUUGCUGAACAGAUGGAAUCCAUGCAAGGAAUGUCUAGUAAAGAUAUCAAAACAGUCAUUGCAUGGAUUCUUUUGUUUUUAGCUGCUUCAAUCUCUAGUGCAGGGAGGUCUGGGUGGUGGCCCUUAUUCCUCCCCAUACUUAGAAACUUGUUGCAGGCCUGCAAAUCAGGACAGCAGCCACCUUCUCAGCCUUCAUGGUCACUGGAGGGUCUCUCACCACUGUCAUAUAUAACCUCUUCUCAGGGACCCUCACUGAUAGACUAUGAGAUUACACUCCUCUCACAGCCAUGCUUGCUUCUUGGAGUGAGUGUUGGGGUAUUCUUCAAUAUUAUGUUUCCAGAGUGGCUGAUAACAGUGUUGUUUGCUGCUUUUCCUGGCUUUUUCUACAUUCAAGACAUGCAGUGCUGGUGUAAGACAUUGGAAAAAAAUGAGACUGAAGAGAUUAGGAGAAGGGACUGUGGAGAUGAUGAGGUGAGCUUGGAGGUGGCUACAGCCAUGGAUGUAGAGAUAGUGUGUGCUACUGUGGGCACUCCAUGGGCAAAGUUGGUGAUUUUGGUAUUUGUGUGGUUGUCUUUUUUUGGUCUGCAUGUUCUUCUUGCUGACAAUGAUGGACAGAACAAUAUUGUAAACCAAAAUGGGAUUAGCACACAGCCCAAAUUUAUCUUCCCAGUAGCUGCACUCUUAUCAGGCAUUGUGGGUGGUCUCUUAGGCAUUGGUGGAGGAUUGCUAAUUAAUCCUGUUCUUCUUCAAAUUGGAGUACCUCCUCAGACAACAGCAGCAACAACAUGUUUCAUGGUGUUGUUCUCUUCUUCAAUGUCUUCAGCACAAUACUUGAUCCUUGGCAUGAAAGGUGUCAAACAAGCAUUGGUUUAUGCUCAGCUGUGUAUAGUGGGUUCAGCUCUUGGGUUAAUCAUGAUGGAGAGAGUUGUGAUAAAGUCUGGCAGAGCUUCUCUUAUUGUGUUCAUGGUCAGCAUUGUCAUGGCUCUGAGUACAAUCUCUAUUACUUCAUUUGGAGCAAUAGAUGUUUGGAGUGAUUACACUGACGGCAAAAAUAUGGGUUUCAAGCUCCCUUGCUGAACUUUUGAUUAAGCUCUGCUACUUUAAGUACUUACUUUGUCAAGACUUAUCAUUUAUAUAUUUUCAGGGCUUAAAACA